Microdochium trichocladiopsis is the source of this 1640-nucleotide messenger RNA. RefSeq names its product S-adenosyl-L-methionine-dependent methyltransferase. Bases 219 to 1361 code for a protein of 380 amino acids. The transcript has 3 exons. The record is from RefSeq and is a predicted model, not a curated record. Gene Ontology annotation, biological process: ergosterol biosynthetic process. NCBI's taxonomy places the organism in Eukaryota, Fungi, Ascomycota, Sordariomycetes, Xylariales, Microdochiaceae. Gene Ontology annotation, molecular function: sterol 24-C-methyltransferase activity. Gene Ontology annotation, cellular component: endoplasmic reticulum.
CCAGACCGCCUCUCCCUCGACCGCUGCCCGACCUCGACUUCCCUUCUCCUCCAGAGACAUAAUCCCUCGCGACACCUUUGGUUCUCGUGUCACAGCAGAGGCUCAUACAUAUACAUAUAUCCUUUUAAUUCUCUCUUCGCUUCAACCGCGUCCCCGCCCACCGUCAAUCUACCGCCGCUCGAUCCCCCCUUUCCCAACUCUGCCAUCCAUCAUUCAACAUGGCCCCUUCCCAGAUCCAGCUUGAGGCUCAGGACCGUGAGCGCGAUGCCGCCUUCAACAAGGCCAUGCACGGCGACUCGGCCCAGGCCACUGGCGGCAUCCGUGCCAUGUUUGCCAAGGGCGCCGAUGCCAAGCAGGCCGCCGUCGACGAGUACUUCAAGCACUUUGAUAACAAGGCCGCCAAGGACGAGACCGAGGAGACUCGCAAGGCCCGCACCGACGAGUACGCCACCAUGACCAGACACUACUACAACCUCGCCACCGAUCUGUACGAGUAUGGCUGGGGCCAGUCCUUCCACUUCUGCCGCUACUCCGUCGGCGAGCCCUUCUACCAGGCCAUUGCCCGCCACGAGCACUACCUCGCCCACCAGAUCGGCAUCAAGGAGGGCAUGCGCGUUCUCGAUGUCGGCUGCGGUGUCGGUGGCCCGGCUCGCGAGAUUGCCAAGUUCACCGGUGCUCACGUCACGGGUCUGAACAACAACGACUACCAGAUCCAGCGUGCCACCUUCUACGCUGCCAAGGAGGGUCUCUCCAAGCAGCUCGCCUUUGUCAAGGGUGACUUCAUGCAAAUGGACUUCCCCGACAACUCGUUCGAUGCCGUCUACGCCAUCGAGGCCACUGUCCACGCCCCCAAGCUGGUCGGUGUCUACAGCGAGAUCUUCCGCGUGCUCAAGCCCGGUGGCGUCUUUGGUGUCUACGAGUGGCUCAUGACUGACGAUUACGACAACGACAACAUCGCCCACCGCGAGAUCCGCCUCGGCAUCGAGGAGGGCGACGGCAUCUCCAACAUGGUCAAGAUCUCCGAGGGUGUUCAGGCCAUGAAGGACGCCGGCUUCGACCUGCUGCACCACGAGGAUCUGGCCCAGCGCCCCGAUGCCAUCCCGUGGUACUGGCCCCUUGCCGGCCGCUGGAAGUACAUGCAGUCCAUGUUUGAUGCCUUCACCAUUGCACGGAUGACCUGGUGGGGCCGUGGCCUGGCCCACGCCUUUGCUGGCGCUCUCGAGGCCAUCCGGGUCGCGCCGCGGGGCACCAAGAAGACGGCCGACAGCUUGGCCAAGGCUGCCGACUGCCUGGUCGCUGGUGCCGAGCAGAACCUGUUCACCCCCAUGUACCUGAUGGUGGGCAAGAAGCCCGAGAACUAAAGAGUACCUGCGCUCUCUGAAAAUGGGAAUAGACGGGGAAACUGGUUUGGGAAAGGUCAGCAUAUACCGGCGUAUCGGGCGGCAGUGGCAUAGACGGACAAUAUGUGUCCAUAUAAUAUAAUUACACGGGAAGGAGCAGGACUGCCGGAUCAGGCGGCAAAGCGGCAUACGAAGUCCUAAGCUGGGACAGCACGAGACCGUGCAAAUUCAUCAUAGGGAGAUCCCUGUCUACAUAUAAUGCGAAACAUGAUUUUGAGAUGCAGACAUUGGCUGGUCGCU